This is a messenger RNA of Lycium barbarum (goji berry), 870 nucleotides long. RefSeq names its product transcription repressor OFP17-like. The record is from RefSeq and is a predicted model, not a curated record. The coding region runs from base 16 to 585 and encodes 189 amino acids. NCBI's taxonomy places the organism in Eukaryota, Viridiplantae, Streptophyta, Magnoliopsida, Solanales, Solanaceae. Gene Ontology annotation, biological process: negative regulation of DNA-templated transcription. The transcript has 2 exons.
UAAAUCUCAAAAAAAAUGAAACUGAACACUUCAUGUUGCUUAAAAUUCAAGGCUUUCAAUCCGUGCAAGAAAAUAGUAAAGCUUUUUAAGUUCAAAUUAAGAAAGCCCCUCUUUAUAAGAAGGCUUAGAUUUCGCCCUUCAAGAUGUGAGAGCAACACAGGCACUAGAAAAAGCCAAGCUUCACAUGUUCUAUCAGUGUUUCGUUCGAUAAGGAGACAACCAAAAGAGGACCAAGUCAUGGCGCUCAAGAGUUUCUCUGAUGCAAGCCAUAUUAAAGCACCAGUUCCUUCACCAAUUACUCCAGCUUAUGUGAAAUUCAGCGAAGCUAUUAAAAAAGAAGUGCUUAUCCAGGAUGAUGUGGAAGAUGCAUGCAGAAGCUUCGAGAAUUAUCUGGCAGAGAUGAUAGUAGAAGAGGGAAAUAUGAGGGAUUUAAUGGAUGUAGAAGAAUUGCUAUAUUGUUGGAAGAAUCUCAAAAGCCCUGUCUUUAUUGACUUGGUAUGCAGAUUCUAUGGGGAGCUAUGCAGAGACUUAUUUUCCAAUAGCUAUAAGGAUGAUAGCAGCAGUCCAGAGAAAAUCCUGCAAUGAAAUUGCCUAAUCUUAUAGUCUUGAUCGUUUACCUUAGUUACAGCCUUUUCUGUCUGUAACACAUUGAAUUUAAUCAAGCAAUAACAGGGCAGCAGUAAAAUAUAUAUAUUUGAUGAAAGUAGCAACUCUAUAUGCAAGGGAUAUUUAGGGGUUGUUUGGCAGAACAAGGACAUACCAGGAUUAUAAUCCCACAUCCUAUAGGGGAUUGAUAAUACCGAAAUUUUGUAAACGGAAACCAUUAUUUCAUGCACUUGAAAUGUAUUUCUCAAAUCAAGCAUUCGAACA